ACGAAUGAUUGCUGCUGGGGUCCUUGACGGGGAGGUGGAGGGUGAGCCGUGGCUGGGUCCUCCCCCUCCCUCUGCCGGCUGCCGAGGGCAGACUCUCGGAGAACGUCACAGCGAGCGGGCAGUGGGAGCUGAGACUGCGGACUGCGGGCGGCAUGGCUCUGCUCGCCGAGAUCUUUCUGCUGGUCACGGCGGCCGCAGGAGUCCUGGGCUCUGUGGAGGUCUCCCUCCCUGAACAGGUGGAUGCGGAGGUGACACACAGUGUGACCAUCCCCUGUACUCACACCAUCACCGGUUCCCACGGCAAUGUCAUGGUCGAGUGGUUUGUGCUGAACAAGAACGGAGAUCGGGAACGUAUUGCCUACAAGGACCAGACAAGCAGCGUUGUGGAUCCAGGCACAGGCUUUACAGACCGGGUGUCUGUGGACGGGGACUUUGGUCUGACCAUCAGCCCCGUUCUGCUGCAGGACGAGCAAUCGUUUCUCUGUCAGGUCAUCGCUGGAGCCGCAGGGAGUCACGAGGGCAAGACCGAGCUGAAGGUGUAUGAUUCUCCAGAGCAGCCGGAAGUGACGUCCAACCUGGCCAUCCUGUCGGUGACAGAACAGCUCCCAUCGGAGAUCGGAAGCUGCACCAGUCGGAAUGGUUACCCAGCACCGUCAGUGGUCUGGUACAAGGACGGCGCACCCCUCGACACCAUCACCACCCACCAUCGACACAUGUACAUGACCCCACGGGUGGUGAAGGAGACCAGUGGACUCUACACCGUCAGCAGCCAGCUCUACCUGAAGCUGGAGAAGAAGGACAAGGACUCGGAGUUCUGGUGUCAGGUCCGUUACCGGGGGGUGGGCGGCGAGGAGAGGCGGCUGGACUCGGAGCGCUUCACCAUCUCCCUGCACUACCACACGGAACACAUGACCUUUAACCUGGCCUCGAACACGGACAUCAAGGAGGGAGAGGAUGUGAGGAUGAAGUGUGAAGCUGAUGGGUUCCCUCAGCCGGAGUACAUUCUCUACAGAGUGGUGGGCGAGGAGGAGCAGGAACUCGAAACCAGCAAGGACGGGUGGUUCAUGUUGAAGCACGUCAGGAGGAACGACAGUGGUACCUACCGGUGUGAGGCCUUGGACUUCGACGCACCGGAAGACGUAGAGCUGAGGAAGGACAUCUCCAUCUUUGUGCACUACUUGCAGCCACCAGAACUGACCACCAAAAGUCCCCUCACUGUUCAGCUGGGGCAGGACGUCGAAGUCUCCUGUUCCUCACACGGUUCAGCCACUCCCAAGAUCAUCUGGAGGAAGGGCAAAGACCACCUCUCACACUCUGGGACCCUCAGCCUAAGGAAGGUGGGCUACAAGUCGAGCGGGACCUAUGUGUGCGAGGCAAGUGUGCCCUCCGUUCGCGGGCUAGUCAGAACACGGCAGCUGAAGGUCCUUGUGGAAGGCAAACCCUCCAUGGAGACAGGUCGGUUGGAGGUGACAGUGGGCAGGGAGGGGGAUCGGGUCACCCUCACCUGCACCUCCUCGGGACACCCCAGCCCCAAGAUCGCCUGGAGCGUUGACAAACAGCCGGUGGUGAGCUCCUCGGACCAGGCAGUGGUCAGUAAGGUCUCCCUACCGGUCACCGCAGCCCUUGUCCAGACCGGGGUCUCCUGUAACGCCAGCAACAAGUACGGCUGGAGCCAGCGGCACUUCCGGCUCUCUGUUGUUCCCCCGACCACAGAGACCCCCGUCACAUCCGGAGUGGAUUCCAUCAGGAAGGCAGGGAGCCAGGAGUCGGGGGGAGGAGGGGUUGUGGUGGUGGUUGUCGUGGUGAUCUGCGUUCUCCUGCUUCUGCUGGUGUUGGGCCUCCUGUUCUGCCUUCACAAGAGGGGCAAGCUUCACUGCGGCAAGUCCGAGAAGAAGGACACAGUUAACACAGAGGUCAGGAACGAUGACAUCGUGGUGGAGAUGAAGUCAGGCCAAUCAGCAGAGACCUCAGGUCUCCUGGGUGUGAACAUGGAGAAGGGGCCUCGGCCAGACAGGCGCUAGGUCUGGGGCUGCUGACCCACCUCAGGAGGAGGAGGAUGGAGAAGUGAAGGACGCCAGGGAAGAGGGAGUGCGCGAUUCCGUGGUGAGGGACCAGGCCUGUCUCCUCCCACCACUCUGCCAACACUGUAACCUGUCAGAGAACCGCUAGUCGAACUCCUUACAACAAACUCUGUGGCUCUGAGCCGCUCCUCCCUCUGUUCAACCACCCAACAACACUCAGGGCUCUAUCCUACAGACCAGGGUCCACACAGUUGGACCCCUCCCAUCCACAGUUGGACCGUCGCUGGCCUCUUGGGCACACCCUGGCUCAGUGUUUCCAUAGAUCCCUGUGUCUGACCCUGGGAGUGUGUGAUGGGACGGUGCGGAGGGAGCCUCACUCUGUGUCUGACCCCGGGGGUGUGUGAUGGGACGGUGCGGGGGGAGCUUCACCCUGUGUCUGACCCCGAGAGUGUGUGAUGGGACGGUGCGGGGGGAGUUUCAUCCUGUGUCUGACCUCGAGAGUGUGUGAUGGGACGGUGCAGAGGGAGCUUCACCCUGUGUCUGACCCCGGGAGUGUGUGAUGGGACGGUGCGGAGGGAGCCUCACUCUGUGUCUGACCCCGGGAGUGUGUGAUGGGACGGUGCGGGGGGAGCUUCACCCUGUGUCUGACCCCGAGAGUGUGUGAUGGGACGGUGCGGGGGGAGUUUCAUCCUGUGUCUGACCUCGAGAGUGUGUGAUGGGACGGUGCAGAGGGAGCUUCACUCUGUGACGUGAGUUGUGUGUGUAUCCCUUUCCUCAGUUCUGUUCCCAUGGUCCAGCUGUUGAUGGGAGGAUCCCCCCCUGUACUUGACCCUUGGCUGUACGGGACCCCCCUCACUCCCCCAUUCGGGACCCUGUGUCGGGGACUGAUUACGCCGUGUCCCAGAGUUCGUGGUGAUGAGUUCUGACUGCCCAUUUCCAAGUGUUUGUGCUUUCUUGAUGUUUUCUUGAGAGGGGACCCAGGGAAGGGUUUGACCACCUGCCCUCCCCACCCCAUCCCUUGUCCCGGUGGAAAGGUCCCACAGACUCAGCUCUCCGUCACCGUGACCCUGUCGCACCGCCAGCCUGGAGCGGUCAACGUGAUCCCCGCCCUGCACAUCCCCACCACUGCCCAACUGCUCCAGUACGUCGCAUCCCAUUGGUUGGCAACCGGCCAAUGAAAUGAAACCUUCAUCUGAGGUGACAAACCCCAUUUCCCACCCCCCCUCACUUCCUAUACCCCAAAACUCCCGAUUGUCAGCCUACCCCACCCCCUGCUCCCCAUUCCCUCCACUCCCCUUCUCCCCCCGCCCCCACUCUCCCCCAGUGACAGGACAUUCAGGGUGGGCGAUUAGCAUGGGACGGUAGAGUCACGGUGGAACUCCCGUCUCCCCCUCCCCCUCACCAUCCCCCUCCCCUAUCCCCUCACCAUCUCCCUCAACCCCUUCCCUUCCCCCUUCUCCUCACCAUCCCCCUCCCCUUCCCCCUCCACUUCCUCCAUCAUCCGUCUCACCCCCUUCCCUCUCCCUCACUAUUGCCCUCUCCUUCCUCCCUCACCAUCCCCCUCCCCUUCCCCCCCUCCCCACUCCCAUCAUAGGACCACAAUUCACUGGGACUGUGAACCCGAUGGGUUCCCCUCUCUCGGCUUGUGACGUGCUCUGUAUAUACUGUGUAUUGUGUAGAGUUGGGAUGUGUAGUGGACGUUGGUGUAAUGAACGUUGUGUGUCA
Molecule: messenger RNA, 3746 nt
Organism: Pristis pectinata (smalltooth sawfish)
Lineage: Eukaryota; Metazoa; Chordata; Chondrichthyes; Rhinopristiformes; Pristidae
Product: basal cell adhesion molecule-like
Exons: 17
Coding region: 153-2021 (622 amino acids)
Cellular component (GO): plasma membrane
Source: RefSeq, a predicted model, not a curated record